Messenger RNA from Adineta steineri, 999 nucleotides. The record is from the annotation of a GenBank genome assembly. Lineage: Eukaryota; Metazoa; Rotifera; Eurotatoria; Adinetida; Adinetidae.
AUGCUGACUCUUGGUAUCACGAUUGUCUUCUUGACGUUUGCUUCUAUGAUUAAUGGAGAAGUAAAGACAUAUGUCGAUAAUGGUAAGUUAUGUACUGCUUGGCAAUAUGCUACUGGUGCAGCAGUUGUAUUUGAUAACUCACAAUGUUCAAGUAGUAUACAACAUGAACUUGCAAUGUCAAACAAUAUGAUUAUUCUUCGUUUCUGUUGCACAUAUCGUGGUACAACUAAUCCAGUAGUCAAUCCUGUACCAAACGGAUGUGGUCGUCAAGCAGUGACUCCAAUACGUACACGAAUUGUUGGUGGACAAGAAGCAGUACCACAUUCAUGGCCUUGGCUUGUUUCUAUUCAAAAUCGUAGAGGUCAUUUUUGCGGUGGCACUUUAAUUGAUGCAUAUCAUGUCUUAACUGCUGCUCAUUGUCUUCAAGAUGGACCAGAAAGUGUGUCAGAUUUACGUGUUGUAGCUGGUCUUCAUUCAAGAAGCAGACCAGAUCCAGCACGAGUUCAAACUAAACAAGUUGCUGGAUUUAUUAAUCAUAAUGAUUAUGAUCAUGACACAAGUGAAAAUGAUAUUGCUAUUAUACGUUUAGCUUCACCAGUUACACUCAAUAGUUAUGUUAAUAUUGCUUGUCUUUCUGCAAAAGAUCCCGCUGUAAAUGAAAAUGUUAUUGUUGCUGGUUGGGGUACAACAACAUAUGAAGGUUCAUCACCAGAUGCACUUCGUCAAGCUGGUAUUCUUGUUAUGGAUGUAUGUAGAUAUACAUAUGGAAAUUAUGAUACUAACAAACAAUUAUGUGCUGGUAAUUAUCAAUAUACAAAGGAUUCAUGUCAAGGAGAUUCUGGUGGUCCACUUGUUUCCGAAGUAAAUGGUCAAUGGAUACUUAGUGGAGUUGUCAGCUAUGGUGAUGAAUGUGCUAAAGUGAAUAAACCAGGUAUUUAUGCUCGUGUUAGCUAUUAUCUUCCAUGGAUUCGACGUGUAAUAUCAAAUUUAUCAGGAUAA